Molecule: messenger RNA, 985 nt
Organism: Paramecium pentaurelia
Lineage: Eukaryota; Ciliophora; Oligohymenophorea; Peniculida; Parameciidae
Source: the annotation of a GenBank genome assembly
AUGUCAAUCAAUUAAGAACUUAGUUUUGAUUUCAAAUCUCAAGUCAAUUUUGAUUUUGAUUCCCAAUCAUCCAACUAUUCAAAUUUUGCUGAAUAAUGGCAAGAGAAAAUAACUAGUCUCUAGCAAAAUAUUGAGGAAAUGCAACAAUAGCAAGAAAAUGUCAAAAAUACGUUAUAACAAGCAUAAUCAAGAAUUAAAAAUAAGAAGUCUUACAUAGAUGAACAAAAGAUGCAAUAAACAGAAACUAAGACCUAAGACACCAUUUACCCUUUUCAAAAAACUUCAAUCAAUCCUCUACUAAUCGAUUCAUCUAAGACUUUAGAAUUUCAAACUCCUAUCAAUAAUAUCUAAAAGUAACCAAUUGCGACAUUUCUAAUAGAUAUAAGAUUAAAUGAUAUCUACUUACAAAAUUUUAUAGAUUUAGGAAUUUAUGAUAAUGUAAGUCUUUUAAAAUCAUUGCCAACUAAGAAUAAAUGCAAAUUUUUAUUAAACAACUAUGGAAUUGAUAAAUUAGGAUAUCAAAGAAGAAUUUUAGCUAAAUUAGAUGAAGGUAUUUUUGAAUAAAACUAUUAUUAGAAAUGGGUUUAUUUUUUAAAAAAGGAUUGCUGUUAAAUAUAGAAUAUUGUUAGGAAUAAAUUCCAAAUAUGGAAGAAUGGUUAAAAUCUAUCAACUAAUCUAAGUAUUAUACCAAUUUUCUAUUGGCAGGGUAUGACAACUUUGCCUAUUUAAUUUAUUAAGAACAAAGUCAAUACAAGUUAACAAUAUAGGAUCUUAAGGCUUCAUUUUAUAUUGAAAAUGAAUAAGAUAGAUAAUUGCUUAUUGCAAAUAUUAUCAUAAGUAUUUAUGCAUACUAUAUAAAUUAGUUUGUGAUUAGAUGAUUAAUUGUGAUUUAUGGAGUGUUUAGGGAAUAAAAAAGAUGCAGUAACCAUCAGAUUUUAAUUUAGUAUAAUGUUCUUUACCUUCUAAUUAAUGUUUAAUCUUUUGA